UUCUUUUAUGUUAUGGUUAUCCUUUAUCAUUACUAUUGCCACGGUGUAGAACUUGAGUAUUGAAACGUGGAGAAAAUGUGUAGGCAGCCGGGUAGUCCAACUAAUUUGAUGCGAUCCUAGGAAAUAUUGAGGAAUGGAGAAUCCGUCCACAGUUUACCAUGAGAGACAGAGAAAGCAGCUUUGUGCCUUACAUGUUCUAAACAACCUGUUUCAAAAGAAAGACACUUUCACGCAAACUGAGCUUGAUGAUAUCUGUACAAGCUUGACACCUUCAAGGUUUAUGAACCCUCAUCGUAGUGUGCUAGGACUUGGUAACUAUGAUGUCAACGUAAUAACAGCUGCCUUACAAACCCGUGACCUAUGCCUUGUUUGGUUUGAUAGGAGAAAGAAUGUAGAGAAAAUAGAUUUUAGUAAAGUGAAAGGUGUGAUUCUCAACGUGCCCUCAGACUAUAAGAUUGGCUUUAUCAAGAUCCCAUUUGACUUCAAACACUGGUAUGUUAUUCGAGAGCUGGAAGGAUCUUUCUACAACCUUGACUCUAAAUUAGAUAAGCCAGAAAGACUAGGGGAUAGACAGACAGUUGUAGACUUCUUAAAACAAAGAUUGACGCUGGAUAAAACCCAGUUAUUACUGGUGGUUGAACCUGCAGUAGAAAAUAUGGGAUCAUGGUAUAUGGGAGAUACUGAACAGUAGAAAAUUCAGGGUCAUGGUAUAUUGGAGAUGUUGAAUGGUAGGAAAUAUGGAAUCAUGGUAUAUUAGAGAUGUUGAAUGCUGAUACAAUAAACCAGUUAUUACUAGUUGCAGAACCUGCAUUAAAAAAUAAGGGACCAUGAUAUAUGGGAAAUAUUGAACAGCAGAAAAUACAGGAAUAUGGUA
Molecule: messenger RNA, 874 nt
Organism: Mercenaria mercenaria
Lineage: Eukaryota; Metazoa; Mollusca; Bivalvia; Venerida; Veneridae
Product: josephin-2-like
Exons: 4
Coding region: 134-691 (185 amino acids)
Biological process (GO): protein deubiquitination
Molecular function (GO): cysteine-type deubiquitinase activity
Source: RefSeq, a predicted model, not a curated record